Messenger RNA from Besnoitia besnoiti, 5307 nucleotides. RefSeq lists its product as uncharacterized. The record is from RefSeq and is a predicted model, not a curated record. The transcript has a single exon. Lineage: Eukaryota; Apicomplexa; Conoidasida; Eucoccidiorida; Sarcocystidae. Bases 1 to 5307 code for a protein of 1768 amino acids.
AUGGCUAGUGAUCUUCGCCCGCCCGCGGCCUCGACCUCACCGACGCCUCUCUGCUCCGGUGAAAACAGAUGCAUGCAGCGGGCCCCCUUCGCCUCUUCUUCCAACCGCUCGCCUCCGCUCUUGGCAUGCGUCGUCGCACCCGAUGGACGCGUCGCAGGCAUCUACCGUGGAGGCUCUGUCCUCCUUCUCCACCGGAAUCCGCAGUGCUGUACGUCGUUCCCCGCCUCUUCUUCGCCCCAGUUCGAGACCCAGCCCGGAGAGAGCGAAAAAGGAAACUCGCGGCCUCGGAGACACCCUUCCGCCCCGUCGCAUUUUCUCUGUCGAUGUAUAAAGGAUGGGGCGCUCCGGGACCAAGUCCACCACCUUCUUGUUGUUCGCAAUACGUUUCUUUCCGCGGUCACUGCUUCUCCGUUCACUCGCUCGGCUGGCUCGCGCUGCCACGACCUCCUCCUGCAUGACGCCUUCGCGACAGGCCCGGGCUCCACGUCUGCUCCUGGACGGUCAGCAGGACUCUCUGACAGCGGCUCUUUUGGGCGAGCAUCUGCGAGCGCCGGAGAGGGUUUUCUCUCGUCUGCGGCAUGCAGCGGACAGCCUCGUAGUGGCUCGCCUUCUUCACUGCGGGUUUCUGCCACACCCCAGUUCGGCAGGACUGACUGCAGUUUUCUGCCGCCGCGUGCGACGAGUCCUAGCGACGCCGCCGCCGCGCCCCCGAGGCGAGCUUUCUGCCUGACACAGUUUUCCGCUGGUCGCUGGCCUGCAUUUGCUCCAGAGGCGUGGAGAUGUCUCUGCACACUGCUGCGCGCCUCCCUGGGGGCGCUUCUGAAGGCAACUUCGGCUGCCUUCGCCGAGCGACCUGCGCACCUCAGCCGCAUCGCUGAAGACGUUUCGGAGUUUCUCGCGGGCACGCGGGUGCGGCUUCAUGACGUCGAGGCGCUUCUUACGCCGUUCCAGUCGUCCGGCGGAGUGAGUAACGAUCGGAGACAGAAUGUGCGCGUGUGGGCUGUGGGCCUCGUGAAGGCUGGAAGAAGUAGUCAGCCCGACUCGGAGGCCCUGUCCAAGUCGAAAGAGAGCUUUCUGUCAUCUCUGGACACGUAUUCGAGCCUGAUGCACAGCUCGUCCGGGUCCUCGUUUUCGUAUCAGAGAGAGAGAGGGCCUAGCAAGUCCCACUGCGUUCUGCCGCGCAGCCCCAUGACGCCCUACCUCGAGCUUGACGCCACGGCUCAAUUCGUUUUCACUCGCUGGCCUGCGUGCUUCUCGGAGUGCCGCGAAUUGGUUCCUGUGGACUCGCUGUGCUCUGUGGAGGGAGGCACCGCCCGCCCGUGCCCACGUAGCCACCGCCGGAGUGGUGGCGCAGAGGACGCUGCCGAUGCGGAAGUCGGUCAGGCGGGGGCGGAAGGAUGGCGUGCGACUGGCGAUCUUGUUACACCAGGGCAGUCAUGUAUGAGUUCUUCUGCGUCAGAGCAACUGACGAAAACUGUCUUUGCAGGUGGCUCCGCGGGAAAGUGGGAGGUGGGCGAGAGGGCCUCGACGCAUUUACACAGCAGAGAGCCAGGACUAACUCUUGCCUACGCAUAUGACAUACAGGAGCAGAUGCUUUCGCUCGAGACAGCGGCCCACGAAGCUGCGUGGGUGCCGGCAGUCCGGCUGGCUGUCGCGACACACGUCGCUAGACGCCUGCAGGAGUGGUUAGAGGACGUCGAAUGGGAGAGUUCCGGGUCCGGUGGAAAAGCGAGUUCUUCAGGUAGUCGACGUCCACCCCAGGCACCCUCCCCUCACCACGUCGCAGAACAAUCCCAAUUUAUGGGGAACUCCUGGAGUGGAGACACUCAGUCGACCAGCUUACCGCCCUGUCAUGCGGCGGGGCGUGCUGCUCGGCACCACCGAGCCUGCAGCGAUGCGACGGAAGACCCGCGAGCAGACGCCCCGGGCGACCGGAGGCAACAGUUUCUUCGUCGCUCGACCAGACGUGCGUGUCAGGUGGCGCGUUUGCUCGGUCUGCUGGAAGGCCUUGAGCAAUCGUCGCCUGGCGUCGCAGAGCUUCCUUCCAACGUGUUGCCAGCUGAUGACCAGAUGACGGCCACGAGGAGGAGUGACUGGCAUUUUCAGGAAGACUCGACUCGAAAGAAGACUGUGGAAACGAGCGACUCUCUGCCCUUUCUCCGUGCGAGACUCCAGCAAUCUCCCGUCGCUGGCAUGUCCUUCGACGUGGCCCCACUCCCCUCUGUGCUGCCCAUGCCGAGAUCGUCUUCGGAUCUCGGCGGUUGGAGCGACGGCCCCCCCGUGCCGCUCGACCGGCUGCGGCGCCUGCCCUGCCUGCUGCAUUCAGCAGAGGACCCCGCGGCUGUGUAUUCUGAUCUGGGGGCUGAGAUUAGUCAAAGCCUUCCGCCUUCGCACGCGUGGUCGCGGGAGCCUGGCGGGGGAGACGGAACGCGUAGCCGGGAGUGCGCCCGUGACGACCAACAAGGGCUGCUGUCGCAGGAUUACGGAGGUCAUGGAUCUGUUGUUGCUUCUGCGUCUCGCAGGCACUCUCCGGAUAGCCAGACUCCGUUUUACGCGGCACAGCAGACUGCGAAUCGCGAUACAGACGGCACUGCGUUCGGGGGGCCAAGCUCGACUGCUCAGGAACCGGUGAACAUGCCGUCUUCGCUGAUCUGCGUAAUUCCGUCUGUAGGUGUGAUCCGCCUAGGGCCUGCGCGUCUCGAUAGCUUGUCCACGAGAUGUCUGUGUUUUCCCCUACCGUCCGCGGGUGAGGAUUCGCCUUCCGUCGCUUUGGCAAGGAACGUGAGAAAGGGCGACUCUACGCCUCCAAAUUUCACCUCACUGGCUUCGCGGCUGCGGACUUCCGGGCAGUCCUGGUCGCCGUCCAAAGCGUGCACACUCUCCGACUUCCAGGCUUGCCUUCAGUCUCCUUCCUCCUCUCUUUUCGCGAAUUCGCAAAGCGCUCCGUUUGCUGCAGAGGGGCAAACCAGCAGCAUCUGCUGGUGUCUUUCAGGGCCUCGGAGCCGGGAGUCGCGUCCGACAGUGUCCCUUCAGUGGCUCCCGCGGGACCAACAUCAAAGGUGCCGGCGAGAUCUGCUUUCGGUAGCCGAGCUGCUUAUGCAUUCACAGCUGGAGUGGAUGCAGGAUCUGAGCAUGCUGGGCGCACUCCUGACGGAAGGCGCCGCGGCGCUCACUCCUAGUCUCGCGGGAGUUGAGAAAAAUGAAGCAGCUGCCGCGCUGGCUGUCGCUGAAACUCUACCAGAGUACGUGGAUGCCUUGUGUGGGCAGCCGGCGGCGGGGCGAGGCGCAGUGCAGGGGACGUACGCUGCGCGCAUCUGGCGCCGAAAGGGAUGUGGGAGGCGGCCGUCAAGAGGGAGCUCUGCCGGACGAGAAAGCGAUGACACAGAAGCACGCGCAGCAACGGCCGCUGAAGAGGCCCUCCACCUCUUGUUCAAAGCGCUUUCUCAAACCCAGACCCCGUUUAGUCAGAAAGGAAGUGCGUCGUUCAGAGACGUGAACAAAACGCUGGCUGUGGCACAGAGUGGAACGGAGAGUCGAGUUAGAAGCAGUGACGAACCAGGACGGGCAGUGGGGUCCCGUAGCGCAUGCCUAGAAGUCGAACACCAGCGCUGGCCUCUCCCAGGAGUCGGAGUGUUUUCGCUCUCGAAGAAGAUACUCAGCCCUGGGUUUUCCUCAGCUCUAUUCUUGGCGUUCGCCCACAUUGUUUCGCGUGUGUCGAAGUUCGGUAGGCCCUGGAGAGUAGCUGGGACGCGCACGGUUCAGCCAGGGCUCCGCGAGGCGUACACCGGGCUACACGGUCUCUCGCAUGCGAGUUCCGUUUCGGAGGGGAGCUACUCUGUCGGAACUCACUCAGAGGACGCACAAGGAUGGAGCGCGAGCAGUGGAGGGUUUGAUUCACAGGAAAUCCCUCCACCGCUGAGACAGGAGGAGAAGAUGUCGCGCUGUGCUGGGAGCGUCAAUCUUUCUUUUCAGAUGACAGAGUGGCUGCCACAGUUUUUUUCCAUUAAGGGCACGCUGGCCUCUUCUGGACUGUGUGCAACGUUGCACUUCAGCACAGUCCAGCAACAGGUGCUGCGUGAGAUUCAGGGCGAUGCGCCGCUCUCGACUCUUCUCUCGUGGCCCUGGAGCUCUCCUCCGGCCUCGCACAUUCCCCUCGCGUGCGACAAGCAACGAGCAGUGUACGGACGGCCCCCUCAUCUGCGCAGGCCGCUCAGUUCAGCGAUAGGCAGCGCGUUUGCAGCAGCAAGCGACCCCGUUCUAGAGGAGGAAUGGUGUGGAGACUUUGCGGACCCGCGGACUCUCUUGGAGAGAAUGACACGACUCGUGAAGCUGUUCCCGCACGGCGCAGAUAAGCGCGGAAAGCACGCCGGCGUCUCACACGUGAACCAGGAGUCGCUUUUCCGAUCUCCCUACACCGGCCACGUUGGGACUUUGCAAAGUGGCGGACUGCGUGACCGAGACCGACUGGCGCAGCUCAAUGAUGCGGGACGCACUGCGACAGCUGCCGCAAUGGAGGAGAGCUUUUCAGGCGCAUCUGAGUCAGGCAUCGGCCCUCAGAAGCACUCGCAGCAGCUCUCGAUGGAGAGCGACGCACAAGAUUUUUCGGCUGCCCCCGCUGCCGAGGUCGAGGCGUCACGCGCUGCAGCACGCGAGGCCUCUGCUUCUGGCCUGUCUUGUUUCUGUCUGACGGCUGUUGUCGUGACCCACGUCUCCGUAGUCCACGCCCCGACGAAGGGCCCUGAACUCGUCCGCCCAGAGGCCUGCGCCUCCCCCGGGGAGAUUGCCGCCCUUCUCGCUUGGUCAAAAGUGGCCACGCCAUUGGCGAGCAGUGAACUCUGGAGCGCAGAAGACUUUCCGCAGAAAGAGAAUCUGCGUGUGUGUACUGGGGGCGAUCUGCCAAACGCGUCUUGUUUCGGUUCCGCCAUACAGAGAACUGGUGCCGAUGACAGGGCAGAAGAAAUUUCGCGCAUUCGUGAAGCCUCAGGCAAAGGGGAUCAGAACCUUUCUGGGGGUCCUGAGGUAGGGGGUCCGCAGGCCUUGUACUCUAGCUUCCUCGUGCCAAGCGUCACUCCUGACCAGGCUAAAGAGAUCCAGAUCGCAAUUGCAGCAGUCCUCGACUGCCUAGAGUGCUGGAGACAAGAACGAGACGCCGAGGCGGCGACGGAGCUCUUCCGGGAGCUGAACAGACAAGUCAUCCAACAGAGUGAACGGAUUGAAAGGAAGCUCCACCGACGCCGCCAUGCCGAGCCAAAGAGAAGCGACUCCCCUGGGGGUUUUCGUGCAGGCCGGGCGGCGCAGAGGGGCUAA